AUGGUCUUCAAACCAUUCAAGCCUCUUUCAAUAAAAAAGCCAUCUCAAUCAACCGCACCGACACAAGAACCAUCUGCAAAGCCUUCCGAAAGCGAUGAUGGCCCGCCUGCGAAGCGGCCGCGUCUGAUUUCUCAAGAUACGAACGGCACCGGAAACGCCUGUCCUACAACGAGUCAACGGAAGCCUUUACUGCAGGUAAAGAAUGUUGGCGAGGCAUCCGCUGUAAGCAGCAACGAAAGCGGGGAUGGAAAUGCGAGUACAGAUUCACCCUCCGGCGUGCGUUACUUCAACGUGCUAUGGCGAAAACCAACUGCGAAGAAGAACAAAACGUGGGACGGCGACGGGAUCAUUUCGGCGCGCGAUGGAUACGUCUACCUGCAGGACGUCUCGGGAAGGGAUAUGGGUCGUGCGAUGAACGGAUCUGCUCUGAAACCGGGCGCCAUACUAUCGAUUGGAGGGAAAGAGGUCGAAGUUGAUACGGAGAUCCCAAGGAAGGAAUAUCUGGCUGGAAGACCGUUCUUGGAGACGAAGACAGAGAUACCGACACCGCCAUCACCUCCAAGACCACUGCCGUCGAAAAAGGCGUCUGUUUCUGUGCCGACAAGCCGAGAGAGGAAUACGUCAGCAUCGGAACCGUCCGUGUCUACUCCGGGGCUGGGUAGGACUAAAGUUAAAGAAAGUCGGCCUCUGAGUUUAGCGAGUCGCGGGUUGAUUUCGGGCGCCUAUAAGAAACCGUUGCUUGAGAGUACAGUUAUGCCCGCUGUUUUGCUGGAUGAACCUACUCCGCGCCAUGACCCCAAGCACCCUGGUGCAGUGGUAAUGAAGCGGCCGAGCUCCGUGCCCAAGGGCAAACGGAUAGUCGAUGUCGUUGUGGAUCCUAUCCUGGGAAAACAUCUCCGGCCACACCAGCGCGAGGGUGUGAAGUUCUUGUACGAGUGUGUUAUGGGAAUGCGAUCAUUUAAUGGUGAGGGCGCGAUUCUAGCCGAUGACAUGGGCUUGGGAAAGACCUUGCAGACCAUCACUCUGUUGUGGACCUUACUGAAACAGAAUCCGAUCUACGAGGCUGGGCCAGUGAUCAAAAAGGCUCUUAUCGUGUGCCCGGUCACACUGAUCAAUAACUGGAGGAGAGAGGUUCGGAAAUGGCUUGGUAAUGAGCGCAUCGGCGUCUUUGUCUUUGAUGAUAAGAGGAAGCGCCUGACUGAUUUUACUAAGGGCAAGGCCUACAGCAUCAUGAUCGUUGGCUACGAGAAACUGAGGACCGUUCAAGAGGGGCUGGCGCGUGGCAAUGGUGUCGACAUUGUCAUUGCAGAUGAAGGCCAUCGGUUGAAGACGCUUCAGAACAAGAGCGGGCAGGCCAUCCAGUCACUCAACACUACGAAGAGAGUUAUACUCUCCGGCACGCCUAUUCAAAACGAUUUGAAGGAAUUCUUUGCGGCUGUGGAUCUUGUCAAUCCAGGUGUUCUAGGGACAUUCAAGUCUUUUAUUAAGGAGUUCGAGGGCCCUAUUGUGAGGAGCAGACAACCUGAAGCUACGGAGAAGGACAUUGAAAAGGGAGAGGCUCGGAAUGAAGAGCUUCGAGAACUGACAUCACAAUUUAUGCUGCGAAGAACGGCCGAUAUCCUUGCCAAGUAUCUGCCUCCGAAGACAGAAUACGUGCUCUUUUGCAAGCCCACCAAUACGCAGGCAAAGAUCUACCAGAACGUGCUUGCCUCGCCGGUCUUUCAAGGUGUCAUUGGAAGUUCAGAAAGCGCUCUGCAGUUGAUCACCAUCCUCAAAAAGCUCUGCAACAGCCCAUCUCUGCUUUCACAAAAAGACGCCGAUGGGAAGCCAAGCGAGACCAUCACGGCACUCUUAUCUUCAUUACCACCAAACCUCCUUCGACACUUCUCCCCUUCAUGCAGCGCUAAGAUCCGCGUUUUGGACCAGCUACUACACCACCUGCGCACAUCAACCUCUGAAAAGAUCGUGCUCGUUUCAAACUACACCUCCACCUUGAAUCUCCUCGCCAACCUCCUAAGCUCCCUUUCCCUCCCCUUCCUUCGCCUCGACGGCUCCACUCCCGCGCAAAAGCGCCAAAGCCUAGUCGAAGAUUUCAACCGCCUGCCAGCGACUACCUGCUUUGCCUUCCUGCUCUCCGCAAAGGCCGGAGGAACCGGUCUGAACCUGAUUGGCGCGAGCCGUCUCGUCCUUUUCGACGUCGACUGGAACCCAGCCACAGAUAUUCAAGCCAUGGCGCGCAUCCACCGCGACGGUCAGAAGCGCCAUUGCCAUAUCUACCGCAUUCUGCUACAGGGUAGUUUGGAGGAGAAGAUCUGGCAACGGCAGGUGACCAAAAUCGGGCUUGCCGAUAGCGUGAUGGAGAAUAAGGAUAGUGUCGCGCAGUUCUCGCGAGACGAGCUCAAGGACCUUUUCAGGCUUGAUGUGGAGAGUAAAUGCCAGACGCAUGAUCUUUUGGCUUGCGGCUGCGGUGGUAGGGGGUAUAUUACCGCUCCAGAUAGUGACGACACGCCCCUAGAAGAAGACUCGGUAGAACUCAACGAAAACGAUGGCAACGAGUCAGAUGCAUCUCUUCCUGACCUCCCAACUCUUCUGAAAGCCUCCGAAGUGGACAUGGAAGAACAAGAGCGUCAUCUCGAAACGAAAGGCAGACGCCCUCGUGCCUCCAAGGCGAAGAAUAAGAACAACAACUCCGGCAAACAGAAAAUCCAAGAGAGUCUCUCUCACUACGCACAUAUUGACCCGUCUCUUUUUGCCCCGUCGGCGUUGACGUCGGCGGUGCAGGAUACCGAGACCGAACCAGGUCUACCAGAGGGCCUUGAUCAAGUCCUGGAAGACGAAGUCUUGCGCUCUCUGUUAACGGAUGAGGAGAACCGGGUGCAGUUCCUAUUCAAGAAAUCGACGAAGCCUGAAGUCAAGGAUCCUACCCCUGCGGCUGACGAGGACACCAAGUCCAAGCCCAAGGCUAAGUCCAAAGACAGGGCUAAGGUUGGAAAUGACGCAGGGAUAGGCACGGCGGAGUCUCCCCUUGAUUUAUCUGACUAG
This is a messenger RNA of Aspergillus mulundensis, 3042 nucleotides long. RefSeq names its product DEAD/DEAH box helicase. NCBI's taxonomy places the organism in Eukaryota, Fungi, Ascomycota, Eurotiomycetes, Eurotiales, Aspergillaceae. The coding region runs from base 1 to 3042 and encodes 1013 amino acids. Gene Ontology annotation, biological process: double-strand break repair via homologous recombination; reciprocal meiotic recombination. Gene Ontology annotation, molecular function: DNA translocase activity; ATP-dependent chromatin remodeler activity; ATP binding. The transcript has 2 exons. Gene Ontology annotation, cellular component: nucleus. The record is from RefSeq and is a predicted model, not a curated record.